Messenger RNA from Zea mays, 1399 nucleotides. RefSeq lists its product as uncharacterized. The record is from RefSeq and is a predicted model, not a curated record. NCBI's taxonomy places the organism in Eukaryota, Viridiplantae, Streptophyta, Magnoliopsida, Poales, Poaceae. Bases 590 to 1081 code for a protein of 163 amino acids. The transcript has a single exon.
UGCCUUGAGUAUCUCCGCACCUAGAUGUAUAUACAGUAUACGGUAUACAUAUGUACGUAUUUAUGUGUAUACGGCUAGCAAGCUGUCCAAAACACAACGCACAAUAAUCCAGAUCAGACUGGAGAAGAGUGGAUGGGGCGAUGGGCACAUCACAUGGACCGCGCGCGUGGGCGGCACGUCUGGCUGAGCACGCACCGGCACGGGACAAACAACGGCCCGCCGGCCCCUCUCCUCGGUAUUCCGCGUCAGGCGCCGACACGCCGUGCCGCCCCGCUUGCAGACAUCAUGGCAAGCAAUGCGACAUGCGAGACUGGAGCUCGCUUGUUCGUCUUGCCAUCGUCUCUUUUCUUUGGGUUUUCUACCCGCUACGCGUGUAUUGGUCUUGGUCGGAAUCGGAAUACAGCUGCUCCAGCUCUUCUUCAGUCCCCCAAGCAGUGAUGAGCUGAGGAGCCAGGAGUUUGUCAGUUUCGCGCCUACCAACCGGUCCAGCCUCCGCGUCCAAGAUCUCUCCCCCUCUCCCAUCCACUAGUGUCUCCCACAGCCCGUUCGAUCCCCCGGCCGGGUCGGUGGUCGCCAAAGUCGAGGAGCAAUGGCGACCGACGCGAUCCUGGAGACGAUCAAGCCGCGGGGGAGCGAGGAGCAGCUGCCGGUGACCACGGCAGGGACCGGGAUCGAGCUGCGGCGGCGCAUCUCCUCCUUCUCGGCGCGCGUGAGGCCGUCGUCCUCCGUGGCGGCGUUCCGGCGCGCGCGGUCGAUGCCCUCCGUCAAGGCGCUGGCGGCGGCGGGCGCGCUGCGGCGGUGGUGGGAGUGGGGGCUCGGGUGGGUCACGGCACCGUUCGCGACCCGCGCGCUGGAGCUCGGCGGCGGCGACGACGACGACGACGACGACGACGAGGCGCGGCCGCUAGGCCUGGGCGGGUGCCGGUGCGCCGGCGGGUGGCGGCACACCCUCUUCAGGCUCCGCGCCGGGGCGCGCCGCCUGCUGGGGCGCGACGGCCGCCCGCUCAAGGCCCCCGCGCCGCAGGACUUCGGGUACGACUCCGUCAGCUACAAGCAGAACUUCGACGACGGCGAGGCGUGACGCCGAGCCGGCAUCGAUCGAGGAGGUGGGGGCCAUGGCGCUGUCGCUUCGCUUGCCGCCCGUACGUGAUCCAGCUCCCGCAAUAAAGCUACUGACGAUUUUGAUUUUGUGGUGAUGUAUAUGGCAUCUAUCUAUCUAUGUAAGUAUGGCGAUUGUGUGCAUGAUAUGACAUCGGUCGGUCUCGGAAGGAAGAUGAUCGAUCGAUCGUUGCCGCGAGUUGGAGACCCGGACCAUGAAUGGUCGGUCCGUGAACGGGCAUGUAACUUGUGUUCUUCUUUCGUUGUUUCGGGUCAUCGUCAUUGUCGCCGCUUUGCGUCA